AAGAAGAUAGUUUCUAAUCGACCUUUAGCCAAUCGAACCUUUAGUCGUGCGUCAUCCAUCUCUUCGACAACGUGUGUUGCGUGUGAUCUCAAAAACAUAGUGAGGACACAUAUAUUUUAAAAAUGGCUUGUCCAAUAUCAGGUGAUAUCUCAGAUAACAACGAACAUAUCUUGCGAAGAGAAGAUCACGAUCAGGAUGAGGAUAAAUUAAAACAAAGACCAGUGAUGUUGUAUAACGAAUAUCUGUGUUUGGACAAGAUAUUAUCUGCACAAAGACUUCUUAGCGCUGAAUAUAACAAUGAAAUUCAUGAUGAACACCUUUUUAUUAUUACUCAUCAAGCCUAUGAACUUUGGUUCAAACAAAUUAUUUUUGAGCUCGAUUCCGUUAAGGCGCUCUUCAGUUCGGAAUUCAAUAGUUACGACGCAUCCAAUAAAUUUUCCAGCAAUCAUUCGAUUACCAAACAGGAUAAUGGAGUUUCUUACAUUUUGAAAGAGUCGAAUACCUUGGAGAUUCUGAGGCGAUUAAAUCGCAUUGUACUCAUCCUAAAACUAUUGGUGGAUCAAGUAACGAUUUUGGAAACGAUGACGCCAUUGGAUUUUAUGGCAUUUCGAGACUACUUAUGUCCAGCGUCAGGUUUCCAAUCACUACAAUUCCGUUUACUAGAGAACAAAUUGGGCGUGAAACGGGAGCAUAGAGUCAAAUAUAAUCAGAGUUAUAUGAGGAUCUUUGGGAGAGAUCCUAAAGCUAUCGAGGCGAUCAAGCGAUCAGAAGAGGAGCAUAGUCUCAGUAUUCUGGUUCAAAAAUGGUUAACCAGGACACCAGGACUUGAGGCUCAUGAUUUCGAUUUUUGGGGAAAAUACAAGCGAUCGGUGGAGAAGAUGCUGACCGAGCAAGAACAGGCCGCACAUAAACAACCAAAGCAGCAAAUCAAAGAACAUUUAUUGGCUAAUCUACGUUCUCGGCAAGCAAUUUUCGAAACUAUCUUCAACGAAUCACUCCACAAUGCUCUUGUGUCGCGCGGGGAACGUAAAUUUUCAUACGAUGCCCUUCAAGGAGCAAUAAUGAUUACUUUGUAUCGGGACGAGCCGCGAUUCAAUCAACCGCAUCAAAUCCUCAUGACAUUAAUGGAUAUCGAUUCACUAAUCACAAAAUGGAGGUAUAAUCACGUUAUCAUGGUACAAAGGAUGAUCGGAUCUCAACAAUUGGGCACUGGUGGUUCCUCUGGUUAUCAUUAUCUAAAAUCUACGCUAAGCGAUAGAUAUAAAAUUUUCCUCGAUUUAUUCAACUUAUCAACAUUCCUGAUACCUCGUCAUAUGAUUCCACCACUGACGAAACAAAUGAAGAUAAAAUUAUCAAUUGCCUGGAGCGAUUGGAAUUCGGAAGAUUACCAAAAUAAAGUAGGGGACUCUUUAUGAAACUCCUAAGUUAUUGUACGCACGACACAGCAGACCUCAUAAAACCUCUUAUAAAUAAGUUUUAUUUUCUUA
Camponotus floridanus (Florida carpenter ant) is the source of this 1487-nucleotide messenger RNA. It is a transcript of the gene vermilion, whose product is annotated as tryptophan 2,3-dioxygenase. The coding region runs from base 123 to 1415 and encodes 430 amino acids. Gene Ontology annotation, molecular function: metal ion binding; heme binding; L-tryptophan 2,3-dioxygenase activity. Lineage: Eukaryota; Metazoa; Arthropoda; Insecta; Hymenoptera; Formicidae. The transcript is spliced from 8 exons. The record is from RefSeq and is a predicted model, not a curated record.